Messenger RNA from Sus scrofa (pig), 933 nucleotides. RefSeq names its product olfactory receptor 7C1-like. Gene Ontology annotation, molecular function: olfactory receptor activity; G protein-coupled receptor activity. NCBI's taxonomy places the organism in Eukaryota, Metazoa, Chordata, Mammalia, Artiodactyla, Suidae. Gene Ontology annotation, cellular component: membrane. Gene Ontology annotation, biological process: G protein-coupled receptor signaling pathway. The record is from RefSeq and is a predicted model, not a curated record.
AUGGAAUCAGGAAAUCAAACAAGAGUUUUAGAAUUUUUACUCCUGGGACUGUCUCAAGACUCAGAGCAGCAACCCAUCUUAUUUGGGCUGUUUCUGUCCAUGUUUGUGGUCACCGUGGUUGGGAACGUGCUCAUUAUCCUGGCCAUCAGCUCUGACUCCCAUCUCCAUACCCCCAUGUACUUCUUCCUCUACAAUCUGUCCUUGGCUGACAUCUGUUUCACUUCCACCACCAUCCCAAAGAUGCUGGUGAACAUUCAGACACAGAGAAAAGCCAUCAGCUAUGUGGGCUGCAUCACCCAGAUGUAUUUUUUCAUGGUUUUUGGAGUUAUGGAUACUUUUCUCCUCACUUUGAUGGCGUAUGACCGGUUUGUGGCCAUCUGUCACCCCCUGCACUACAUGGUCAUCAUGAACCCCCGUCUCUGUGGUCUGCUGGUUCUUGUGUCCUGGUUCAUCAGUGUGUCAUACUCCCUGAUUCAGAGUCUGCUGAUGUUGCAGCUGUCCUUCUGUUCCAACUGGGUAAUUCCAGACUUUUACUGUGAACUUGCUCAGGCCCUCACACUUGCCUGCUCAGACACACUUGUAAAUUAUAUCCUGCUAUAUCUGGUGACUGGCUUUCUUGGCAUUGUUCCCUUCUCAGGGAUCCUUUGCUCCUAUACCCGAAUUGUCUUCUCAAUCCUGAGAAUCCCAUCAGCUAAUGGGAGAUAUAAGGCAUUUUCUACCUGUGCGUCUCACCUAUCCGUGGUUUCUUUGUUCUAUGGGACAGGUCUUGGUGUGUAUCUCAGCUCUGAGUCAUCUUCCUGGAGAGGUAUGGUUGCUUCGGUGAUGUACACUGUGGUCACCCCAAUGCUGAACCCCUUCAUCUACAGCCUUCGGAACAGGGACAUCAAGAGGGCUCUACAAAAACUUCUUGGGAGAACACUCUGUGUUCAGUGA